This is a messenger RNA of Spodoptera exigua (beet armyworm), 5085 nucleotides long. Lineage: Eukaryota; Metazoa; Arthropoda; Insecta; Lepidoptera; Noctuidae. The record is from the annotation of a GenBank genome assembly.
UCAUCACAUUUUGUGAUGUUUUUGCAGAAGAUGCCGUGAUAAAAAGUAGUUUAACGUUUGUGAUAGAUGAUACUGCUUCUAUGUGGGAUGAAAUAAAGCAAGUGAAAGAUGAAGUUAAUAUUAUAUUCGAGAAAGUGCUAAGUUCAAAGGCAUCGCAGAUAGAAAAUUUUGUGCUCGUCACUUUCAAUGAUCCAGCCGUUCAUCAGCUUACUGUCACCAGAGAUCGAGAUGAAUUUAAACGAGCAUUGUCAUCAAUAAAUGUUCACGGGGGUGGGGAUUGUCCAGAAGCUGCAAUGGAAGGCAUUAGCUUAGCACUUAAAAUAAGUAUGCCCGCCUCAUAUUUGUAUAUUUUUACUGACGCAUCAGCCAAGGAUUAUCGAAAAUAUGAACAGGUCAAGAGUCUUUCACAAAAGAUGCAGAGUCAGAUCGUUUUUAUAUUGACUGGCGAAUGCUCUGAUAGAAGCGGACCUGAUUAUGAAGUGUUUCACAAAUUGGCCGAUGCGACAUCUGGUCAAGUUUUCCACAUGAUGAAAGACGACGUGAAAGAUAUAUUAAAAUAUAUCGAGGAGUCUAUUACAGGGAUAGGAAGCAAAAUUGUUGACACAAAACUUCCACCUGGCUAUGAUAAAAAUUUUACAUAUUUUGUCGACUCUCACACUGGAGACGUACUGAUAGCUUUAACUGGAAGAAUACCCAAAAUUGGAGAUGUAAUUGGUCCUGAUGGAAGUCGGCCUGAAACAACACACAUAGUAGCAGGAAAAUCCGAAAUGGCGGUCAUGAAGGUGACAGGUGCAAAGCCAGGAAAACACGUUGUGUCUGGCGGAAGUAUGUCCGAAACGCAUGCAGUCGUGACUGCAGAAAGCACAAUCAAUUUUCAACUCGGCUUUAACGUGUUUAAACCAAAAUCCAGCAAAGACAUCGUUACAAGACCGCCGCCAAAAGGAAACGUUUUCAUGGGUGUCAAGUUGCUCGGGUCAGGUGUGAAACUGGAGACAGUCAAAAUACUUGGAAUGAGCGAUGAAGUUAUUAAAGAACUAAAAUUGGAACUACUCGAUGAAAAAGCGCAGUUCUAUGUGACGCCGUUAUUCGACCCGCCGUCUACUAUGUUUCGUGUUACUGUUAACGGAUAUGACAUUAAUACUAAAACACCAGUGACGAGGAGAAGUCCAACACCUAUAUCAAGACAAGAUUUGUCUACAGAUUCUACUGUGAAAGUAGACACAGCACCGAAAGUAAUGAUUGAAGGUGACAAGUCAGUGACCCUUUACGUUGACGAUCCAUUAGAACUGACUUGUAAAGUUCACGCUUAUCCUGAACCAGAAAUAACAUGGGAAGAUAGGGACUAUGGAAUCGUUAUGCCUGCAGAGACGAACAUAGUCGAGGUACCCUAUGACUAUGUCAGUGUUUUAAAAAUAUCUAACGCAAACAGAAAUACUACUUACCAAUGCAAAGCUAACAAUCGCAAUGGACACGACGGUCAAGGUGUAGAAGUUAUAGCAAAAAGAAAAUUCUACUUUGAAGUAAUUGAUUCUCCUAAAGAUACUGGCAUAAAAUAUCAAAAAGAAGGUAAACUUACAUGCAAAAUAGAUGCCUACCCAUCUGCGACUAUAAGUUGGUAUAAAGAUGCAAAGCCUUUGUCCAGUAGUAGUCGUAUUGAAAUGUCCAAAGAUAAUUCAGUGGUGACCUUGAAAGACAUGCAACCGGGGAUGGAAGGAAAGUACAUGUGUGAAGCAAGGAAUGAUAUAGACAGAAAAGUAUUCUAUUCCAACGUCGAGAUAUUUGGCGUAGAGAAACCCGUUAUCGAUAAGUCAGUUGACGAGAUCAAUGUCACAGAAAAAACAAAUGGCAAAUUGACUUGUAGAAUUCUUAAAGGGAUCCCAAAACCUACUAUAGUCUGGUCUUUCCGAGGUUCGAAAGGUAAAAAAGAGUACUUGAAAGAAAAAGGUGAGAUCAUACAGUUGAAAAAUGCUAAAAAACACCAAAGUGGUGUGUACAUGUGUACAGCGAUAAAUGUCCUGGGAGCAGAUUAUCACGAAAUAGAAGUUAUAAUAGAAUAUCCACCACAUAUAAAAAGGGAUGUAAAGGAAAUGAAGAUUGUAGAUGGCGAUGAAGUAAAGUUGAUGUGUGACGUCGAUGGAGUGCCAGCGCCAAUGGUAUACUGGACAUUCAAUAAUACCAAAGUAACAAGUACUACGAGAACUCGAAUUACUGCCGAUUACAGUUUAAUAAUCAAAACCACUUUAGGUGACACUGGAUAUUACGCUUGCCAUGCAGAAAAUAAGCUUGGAAAAGAUGAAAGAAAAAUAUUCCUACAAGUAUAUGUUCCAGUAUCCAUUGAGAAACCAAAAUCGACCGUAGUGGAGACCAUGGUUGGUAAUAAUAAGUUGCUAAACUGUAGAGCCGAUGGGUACCCUCAACCAGACAUAAAAUGGACUUUCCAUAAAAGUCUUGGUGCUCCUGGUGAAGAUGUUACGUCUUCUAAACACCCUUCACUACUGCUACAGAAACUGCAGCUGAAGCAACAAGGUUUUUAUAUGUGCCACGCUGAAAAUAAAAUUAGUGGUGCAGCAAAUAUUACUUAUGAAGUGAAAGUAUAUGCUCCACCGGUCAUAGAAAAUGUGUAUCCAAGUAAAUAUUUUGAAGCGAUUGAUGGAGAUAUGCUGCUUAAAAUUCAGUGCAAAGCUACGGGCAGCCCUACACCCACCAUUACCUGGCAGAAAAGCGGUCAAAAAUUGGCUAUGGGUACUGGUUGGUAUGACAUGGAAGAUGAUGGUACAUUGCUCAUCAAAAACAUAGACCGUGCUGCAGAAGGUACAUACUUAUGUUUGGCAGAAAAUUCUGUUGGCAAUGCUAGUGACUACUAUGAAGUGAUUGUUAAAGAUUUAUUAACCGUAAUACCCUCAAAAACUUUGUAUGUACCGGAAGGCGAGUCCAUUAGUAUCAAAUGCGAAAUACCACAUGGAGCUACGGAUCAAUUGCGUUGGUUUAAGGAUGGAAAAGUGCGGAUAGAACGAGAUGAAAUCUAUUUAUACAGGGCAACACGGAGUGACGACGGGGUGUAUACUUGUCGGGUGUCCAAUUUCCUCAAAACACGUUCUAUAGCAACUAAACUAGUGGUCGGAUUCAAACCUAUAUUCAGUAGCGAAGCCGAGGAAACAAUAGAAUUUGUCCUCGGAUCAGAUCUUACGUUACUUAAUUGUGAAGCUUAUGGCGAACCAACACCCAAGCACGCGAAAUGGACUCAUGACGGAGUAUUUAUGGAGGUAACUACCAUGUCCUAUGUGUUAGGUAUGGAAUUAGGAGCUACAGGAAUUUAUGAAUGUGAAGUCAGCAAUAAAUUUGGGAGCAUUCGUCGAUCAUUUAAUGUUACGUCCAGAGAUUGUUUAUUGGACAUAAAAAAAACUUUCACAGGAAAACAUCCUAUUAUGUUUUCAACGUCUAGUGGCUGGUCUGUGUUCCCAAUAACCGACAACUACAUGAUAAUACCACAUAAAAGUCACUUUUAUAUGAGAUGCCCAUCAGGAUUCGUCAACCCCGAACUUUCACUAAAUUCCAACAUUAUGCCGUAUUGUGAACGUGACGACAUAGUAAAAAUAGCAGGAAAUUUCUAUAAAUUCGGAGAUUUAAAAUGCAAUAAAGAAGCAAAACCAAACUUUGAAGACACAGAAGAACAAUGUUUUGGUGAUAAUACAGAGUACGUGAAAUUAGGGUUUAGACCAAGCAGUAACAAUAAUUAUGUCGUGGAGGUAUAUCGCGUUUGUUUUGACAAAGUGAAUGAUGUCCCUUUGUUUACUAUGCAUCAACUGUCUCCGCACCACACUGAUAUCCCUUCAACGUCUCAAUGGUACAGCUCUUCUGAUACAUCGACUGAAGACUUUGAAGAAUUGUACAAUUGUAGAAGGCAACUGUACGAUGUUAGCAUGGCUCUUGGGAGAGGGUUACGAUCUGCUUCUUGCUGUUUUGGUAAAAGACAUCUCGUGAACCCACGGGAUUUGCUUCCAGGAAUACCAGUAACUGUAUCAUUUGAGUAUAAAAAUAUAGUUCCACAUUGGAGUACUUGUAAUUCAAAGAAUUGGGACGAUUUGGAAAUAUUGGUAAGGAAGCUGGUUAAAAAAGCGGGCCGUGACCUAAUCGUAUUUACAGGCACAUCAAACGUCCAUCAUGGUAAAUUGUCGGUUGAUAUAAAUAUUAACAAUGGCAGAGAAAGAAAACAAACAAUUCCACCAUACUUGUGGAAGGUGGUUCAAGACCGAGCGUCGGAUUCGUCUAUUGCGAUAGUACAAGUGAAUAUACCAGAAUUGACUAGAGAAGAAGCAAGGAAACAUGUUCUGUGUACAGAUAUUUGUGAUAACAUCGACUGGAUUGCCGGCCCAGAAUGGAAUGAUGUAGAUAGAGGCUACACCUAUUGCUGUAGUAUGAAAGAAUUCGAAAAGGCUUUCGGUUACACUCGGCCUAUCACUAGUAUGAAACGAGUCCUCUUCGAUGCUAGUUUGACUCCCGAUUCAUUUUUGAUUUUGUAAUGAUUUUGGAAAUAAUAUAGUAGUAUACUUAUAUGUCCUGUUGAAUUUUAUAGUAAAAGUAGUAAAAAAAGUAUUCUAAAUUAUUUAUAAAGGUAUUCUGUAUUGCAAAAUCCCGGUUCUUAGGCUCGAAGAUGCACUUACGACAUGCGACAGCACCAAUGUUAUCAAAGAAACUUGGAAUAUUAUUAAUGGUGAGACAGGAAAGUCUGAAAAGAAAGUUAGUCAAUUUAGUCUUGUAAUUGAAAAUAAGAUAUUAAAAAUAGAUGUAGAAAUUGCAACUGCUUUUGAAGACUUCUUUUCUGACAUUCCUGUAUUCACUACUAAGUUACUAUCUCACACUGUUGCAGAAUCUUUACUUAGGGAACAUGGUGUAGCUUGCAACUCAGAUUUACCUUCAAACACAUAUAUAGGUAUAACAAAGACAUUGUUAAAACCUUUAAUACUUUAAAUAUGAAAAAGACUGCAGAUCUAUGGGCUAAUUCUGUAUAUGUUACAAUCUCCGUAAUAGCUAUUGUAGCAUCUCUAUUAGCUCAAAUCUUUAAUAAUUGCGUUGACCGUGGUGUGU